GUUAUUGCCGAGCGUCUUUAGAAGCUGAGCGACGAGGCCUGCGGGCAGGAGCAGCAGGCGUCUGGGUUCGGCUCUCCUGGGGCGGGAGACUGGGCUGGAUGUGGGAGGCCGAUGGGAUGGGCUGAGAAUGGAGGAUUUUCUCUCUGCCGAGUCGCGCUCUUCUGGGGCCCUCCGCCUGCUCGGGCACCCUGGCUCACUCCUGGGUAACAUUCGCCUUGUACCUUCCAGGCCCCAGCCGUGCCGCCUCGUUACGAUGACCAGCGUGGUCAAGACAGUGUACACCCUGCAGCCCCCCUCUGUGCUGAGCAGCGGCCUGUCCGCAGAUGCACAAACUCGAGCCACUUCUAAGAGCCUAUUACCUGUUAGGUCCAAAGAAGUCGAUGUUUCCCGACCUCACUUAGGAGAUUCAGAAAAUGAUGUUACAAAAAUCAUCAAACCAAGACGAGACAAUGGGCAGCUGAGAGCUACAGACACUGCCACCAGGAGGAACAUCAGGAAGAGCUAUAAGCCACUGAGUAAAGAGAAAUCAGAGGAAGAGCUCAAGGAUAAGAACCAGCUCUUAGAGGCCGUCAACAAGCAGUUGCACCAGAAGUUGAUUGAAACUCAGGGAGAGCUGAAGGACUUGACCCAAAAAGUGGAGCUGCUGGAGAAGUUUCAGGACAGCUGUCUGGCAAUUUUGGAGAGCAAGGGCCUCAACCCAGGCAGUGAGACCCUGGCGGCACGGCAGGACUCCACCACGGAUCACAUGGACUCGAUGCUGCUGUUAGAAACUUUGCAAGAUGAGCUGAAGCUUUUUAACGAAACAGCCAAAAAGCAGAUGGAGGAGUUACAGGCCUUAAAGGUAAAGUUGAAGAUAAAAGAAGAAGAGAGGGCCCAGUUCCUAGAACAACAGACCUUAUGUAACAGUCAAGUAAAUGAUUUUACAACAGCCCUUGAGGAAAUGGAGCAGCUAUUAGAAAUGUGAUAAAAAGCAGGUGGCCACAUGGCUCCCUCUUGGGGAUAAACUCUCAGAGGAAGCCACUUAAGACAUCUGCUUCUUGGCCAUGAUCUUCUAGGACUCACCACCCCCAGAAUGAAAACAGUUUCUGCAGUUCAUGCUGGAAUGGCAAUUCCUCCUUUAAGCAAGCAUUCCCAGCCUUCAGAUUGGCCAGCUCUCCUGAACCUCACAAUACGUAAUUGAGGCCUACAAGAGAGGGGGCCUGAAAGCUUGGAUCAACCUCCUAGGCAACAGAGCGGCACAGAAUUAGUAUCAGGAGACUAAACCAGCCACAGCCAGAGAAGCCAAAAGGUCACAUUCAGACGUGUGGGAAGAAACAGUGGUGCACAGGUGCUUCACGGGAGACAUCACUGAGGAGCCCUGCGGUCCCCUCGUAACUUGGAACCCAUUCUGUCCCAUCCUGGUUGGGCUCUAUAACCUCACUGUAAAUUUACAAACUGGAAGUUACCUGAAAUGGUUUAAUAAAUGGGGUGAAGGUAUAGAUAGCAAUAACACCUAUGAAACAAUACACCUUGGAGCUUUUAAUCUAAAUCAGUUCUGUUUUUGUUUUUAUAAAGUGUUACUUUUACAAUAAAUAUUUCUGUAACUAUUCAGA
Molecule: messenger RNA, 1592 nt
Organism: Delphinapterus leucas (beluga whale)
Lineage: Eukaryota; Metazoa; Chordata; Mammalia; Artiodactyla; Monodontidae
Gene: KNSTRN
Product: kinetochore localized astrin (SPAG5) binding protein
Biological process (GO): spindle organization; mitotic sister chromatid segregation; regulation of attachment of spindle microtubules to kinetochore
Cellular component (GO): centriolar satellite; kinetochore; mitotic spindle
Source: RefSeq, a predicted model, not a curated record